Molecule: messenger RNA, 4548 nt
Organism: Closterium sp. Naga37s-1
Lineage: Eukaryota; Viridiplantae; Streptophyta; Zygnematophyceae; Desmidiales; Closteriaceae
Source: the annotation of a GenBank genome assembly
AUGGACGCUGGCGGGUCGUCGCAGGGUCGCAAUCGUCGCUCGGCGAUGCUCCCGGUGGUGUUCGCCCUCGGGAUUGUCGCAUUGUCGUCGGCGCUCCUGUAUCUGCAGGAAGCCGGCUCGCUGGGGAGGGGAGGAGGCCAGGGCAGCAACGCCGCUUGCGCCGUGUGGGAUGACAAGGUAGUGCCUCUAGAUGAGCAAAUGGCGCAUCUAGACCAACAGCUGGCUGCCCUCACAGAGAGCAUCAGGGCUCACCAGCAGGCGUUGCUGGAUAGGGAGCAGGUACCGUCAGCUGCCACAGAUGCUGACGGGGCUGGUGCUGGCGCUGACGUGGCGUUUGGCGAUGCUGACCUGGCACGGCCGGCACGGCGAGUGGCUCUUGACCUGGUUGAGAUCAUCGGCAAGACGCACCUGGACGCCCCGCGCCUGAAGGAGCUGAUAGAGCCCAUGGCAAAACGCGUGGGCAAGUGGGUGCAGGACAAGGUGCAGGACGCGUGCCAGCCCUGCCGCCCCUGCAACUCCACCAUCGUCCUCGUGGGCAAGCCAUGUCGAGUCAACGCCUUCCCCACUACGUGCCAAAGGAGGCUGUCCCCUGCUGAGGUGGACGACGAGGAGGAUUUGGAGGGACCGAGCGAUGAUAGGGUGGAGGGAGAAGGGGGGGCAAGGAGGAGGAGUUUAUUGGGUUGGAGUGGAGAUGAUUUGGAAGGGCCGAGCGAUGAUAGGGUGGAUGGGGAGGGAGGAGAGGUGGUGGGAACAGGAAGAAGGAAUCUAUUGGGUUGGAGUGGGGAGGAUUUGGAAGAGGCGAGUGAUGACAGGGUGGAAGGGGAGGGAGGUGAAGUGGUGGGAGAGGGAGCAGGUAGAAGGAGUUUGUUGGGUUGGAGCGGAGAGGAUUUGGAAGGUUCGGAUCAUGAGAUAGUGGAGGGGGCGGGAGGGGGCAGCUACGAAGGGAGAGUAAGAGGGGAGGCAGAAAGAAGGGAGCUGGAGGAGGUGGAAGGAGGGGAGGUGCAAGAAGGGGACCCAGAGGAAGGGGAGGCGGAGGGGGGACGAGCUGGUGGGGGAAGGUCCCUCUUGCAGUGGGGGGCCUGGGGGGGGAAGGGCAAGGCGGGCAAGGGAGCAAGGGAAGGGGAGAGUGUGUGCAAGCCUGUGUCGCCCUUACACGCCAUCCUAGCAGCGGAGUCCGUGGGGGAGAGGAGGCGAGUGGUGAGGGAGCAGGAGGAGAGCGAGAGGAAGCGGCCGCUAUGUCGGGAUGGCACCGCUCCGGGUUACUGGAAGGACUACAGCACGUGGGAGCCGUACGCCUGCCGCUACAGGGAGUACAGCAAGAAGGAGGUGCGGGCGUGUCUGCGCCACAAGUGGGUGCACUUUUUCGGGGACUCCACCACUCGUCACCUCGCGGCCGAGUUCUCCCGCCUAGCAGGCGUGCAGCGGCGAGCGUGGGACGCAGAUAAGAACCGCACGGCCCUCAUGGACACGGGCGAUGGGGAUGAGAACUCCCCGCUGCCGAGGAUUACUUAUCUCUUCAGAGGGAAGAUGGCGCACCAACGCCACCCCAUUGCUGGGGUGCCCCCAGAGAGGGAUCUGAACAACGACUUUCUUGAAGCGUUCCGAGACCCCAAGGCAAAGCAGCCGGACACCAUGGUGAUGAGCAUCGGCGCACACGAGGUGAUCGGGUGGACGAGGCGGCCCCCGCCGGACUUGGACUUGCGCACGUUCAAGCGCGACACAGAGGAGGCCAUUGCGUUGCUCAAUGGCACCUUCACUCGUGGCCGGCUGGUGUGGUGGAAAGCUCAUUACAUCUGGCCAGGGAAAGUUACAGGGCAGGAUUAUUUCACCGUGCGCACUUUCCAUGAGCUCUACCAGGCAUAUGCGUUCAGGCGCAUGGCGCAACAGGGGUACACCAUGAUGGAUCUUUACCAGACAACUAAGGACAGAUACGACCAAGUCUUUAGAGGGGAUGGCGCGCAUUAUGGAUGUGACGGACGCUUGCAACAGCAGCGCGAGCAGACUCUGAGUCAAGCACUCCCCCCCUCUUCUGUCUGCCAUUCCCAGGAGGACUCCCCUCCCAGGGAUGUGACGGACGCUUGCAACAGCAGCGCGAGCAGCGACAAUGCUGGUCGAACGCACCGCAACGAACACAAGGAACGGAAGGAGCGAAAGGAGUGGAAGGACGGGAGUGAAGGAAGUGAGGCGUCGGAGGGAAGGCACCGGGGGGAGAGGAAGGAGAGAAAGCACGGAAAAGAAGAUGGAAAGGAGGAUGGUAAGGGGAGCCUGGGAAGCGAGGGGUCACAUGUGGAAGGGGAGGAGGAGAGGGAGAAGAGGGAGAAAAGAGAGAGGAAGGAGAGAAAAGAGAGGAAGGAGAGGAAGGAGAAGAAGGACGUAGAGGAGAGAAAGGAGAGAAAGGAGAGGAAAGAGAAGAAAGAGAGGAAGGAAAGGAAGGCACAGACGCCCAGAGCAGGGGAUUUGAUGAGUCAGAGGGGAAGAGGGUUUGAGGUUCCUCCUGGGGAGCUUAGGAGGACCAGGAGUGGGGAGUCUCACCUGGAUAGGGUGGAGGAACAGGAGGAGGGAAAGAGGAGAGAGAAGGAGAAGGAGGAGGAGAAGGAGAAGGAGAAGGGGUGGAGGGAGGAUGGGGGGAGGGAAGAGGAGGGAUCGAGGGAGAGAAGAGGGAGAGAAAAUGGUGAGGUGGAUGGGGUGAGUGGAAAUAGCAGAGGUAUGGGGAAUGCGUAUGGUGCUGCUGGGCCAGCAGGGGCAGCAGCAGGGGUAGCAGCAGGGGCAGCAGCAGGGGUAGCUGCAGGGGCAGCAGCAGGGGCAGCAGCAGGGGCAGCGGGGGCAGCGGGGGCAGCAACGGAGCUUCUCCCUUUCCACGCGAAACGUGGGGGUGAGUUGGAGGAGAGGGAGAGGAGAAUUCGCGAGUUGGAGGAGGGGAGAGCGGCUCUGGAGAGUGAGAGAGCGCGGGUGCAGGAGGAGGGGCGGCGAGCUGAGGCAGAGAUGCUGCGGUUGGUUGAGCAGAAGGAGGGUUUGGAAAGAGCUCAGGCCCGGUUAGAAGCAGAGAAGGAGCAAGUGGAGAGGGAGAAAGAGCAGCUGGAGAAGGAGAAACUGCAAGUGGAAAACGAGAAGCGGCUAGCUGAGGAGGAGAUGGAGCGAUCGCAUGAGGAGAUGAGGCGAGCGGACGAGGAAAAGAAGCAAGCGGAGGAGGAGAAGAGGCAAUGGGAGGAGGAGAAGCAACAACUAGAGGAGGAGUUGGAAUACCUGACUCGGGAGCUGGAAACAGAGCAGGAGAUCGCAGCAGAGGCUGCUGAGAUGGCGCAGCGGGAGUGGGCGGCGUGGCAGGAGGCGCUCCGCCAGCUGGCAGAGGUGGAGCGCUUCUCUGGCUUUGACUUGAAACCGUCUGAACCAGGUCCUGGGCCAGAAGCACCGCACUUGACCGCUUUCCCAACCUCUCAGUCGCUCUCUGCCGCCGCUCAUGCUGCAGACCGGGCUCACAACCCCAGCUCCCACCAUCCCAGGCGCGUAGGCCCGGCGGCGCCGAAGCUGGACGUGCUGGCUCGGAUCCGAUCCGCCACGUUCGUGCUUCGCAACAGCAGCAGCCUCUCAAACACCCCUCUGGGAACCACCCCUUUGGCCUCCCCUGGGUAUAUGGCUAAAGGCUCGGGGUUCUCUUCAGGGGGAGGAACAGCAGAGGCAGCACAGGUGGCAUCUGGCAAGGGCAUCAACACCGCCUCUCUGCCCCAGUCUGCUUCCGUCCCCUCUGCUGCCUUUCCCCUUUCUCCCGUGUCCGAUGCGGUCUUGUCCGGAGGGGGGGCAGCAGUGGGGGGAGAGGAGGGGUUUGAGUACUGCGGGGGUCAGAGCAAGGCGUGGAGAGCGGUGCACUGCGGUGGCUUUGUACACGUGCUGCUGCAGCUGUCGCUGGUCGGCCAUGUUGCCGCCGCUGCAGCCACAGCCGCAGCUGCAGCAACACCAGGCACACCAAGCGCAGCCGGCACAGCGGGCAAAGGGAGAAGCAUUGCUGAGGAAGGGACAGAGCUCAUAGAUUUCAGUAGUGGCGAAAUAUCACUAAGCAACCGCACUACCACUGGCAGCAGCAGCAGUGGCAACAGUAACAGUGAUGGAAGAAAGGCUCGGCAGGAGGCUCGGGAUCAGGCUUCAGAGCAGGCUCGGAAGCAGACUCGAGAACAGGCUCGGGAGCAGGCUGUGGAGCUAUACGUGCUGCAGCUACAGGCGGAGGCGCUCAGGGCUACAUCCGAGGUGCUGAGGGAAGAAGCUGAUGUGGAAUGGAGGACUGUGAGGCGGCUGACAAUGGAAAGAGAAGAUGCUGAAGAGAGGGUGGCUGGGUUAGAAGCCACUCUCGUUCUAUUCACAAAAGUCACGGUUGAAGGAGACUCGGUUCGAAUGGAGAUGGUUGGACAGGACACGGUCAAUGCUGAUGCCUUGGCUGGAAAUACUCGGGUGCCAGGUGAGUCAACGCAAGUCAACGUGCUUGACCAGGCGGGUCAACGCAAGUCAAUGUUUCAUUCUGCCUUCCUCAUCAAAUCAAAUCUCCUUAUCUGCACUUAG